GAAGUGUAACCAGCAAUAGUGGAGCCGCAUCGCAACGGCGUGCGUGUUGAAACGGUUGCGCUUACAGGAUGUAGUAAUUUCCGAUCUUUAUCCUUCAUCUCAGCACCCUCUGCACUCUCUGCACACCACCAUGAAGCUCCCACCCAUCGCAAUCGCCUGCCUCUCCGCCCUCGCAAUCGACUCGUGCUCCAACGUCAUCGCGCAACGCCUAAAAGCAUGGAACGAGUCCAAGCCCUUCGUCUUCGAUCGCGUCCUCUUCUUCCAAUUUGCGACCAUGGUGGUCUUGACCGCACCGAUAAACUACCACUGGCAGAACUGGCUCGAGCGUGCCUUCCCUGGUUGGAAGACCGUCAAGCAGACGCGGUUGGCGGAUGCUGGAGAAGAGGAGAAGGGCAUGAUGCUCAAGGAGGAUGGCGAGGACAAACGAGUUAUUGAAGAGGACAUCAGAGUUAGGAAUUGGUGGAACAUAUUCCGGAAGUGGUUUACCGAUUGCAUAACUAUGGGCGCUUUGUUCAACCAGGCUCUGUUCUUGGUCCUGAUGGGCAUUAUGAAGGGUAAGACUGUUGCGCUGAUUGUGCAGGACUUCAGGAAUGAACUGUUCGGCCUCAUCUUCGACUCGUACAAAGUGUGGCCCAUCGCCAACUUCAUUUCGACUACAUACUGCCCUGUCGAGCGCCGCAUCAUCUUCCUCAGCUUCUGCGGUUUAUUGUGGAACAUAUAUCUCUCGCUCGUUGCUGCUCGGUUAUAGAUGAUUGAAUCAAUCC
Molecule: messenger RNA, 764 nt
Organism: Cucurbitaria berberidis CBS 394.84
Lineage: Eukaryota; Fungi; Ascomycota; Dothideomycetes; Pleosporales; Cucurbitariaceae
Exons: 3
Coding region: 131-748 (205 amino acids)
Cellular component (GO): cytoplasm; membrane
Source: RefSeq, a predicted model, not a curated record